AUGUGUGCACGAGCCAGUCUGUCUCUCCCUCUUCGCAUGAGUUUUCCCUCUUUCCGUGAGUGCUCACUGCUCCCUCUUCAUGUGGGUGCUCACUGCUCCAUCUUCUUUCUCUCUCUCUACACCACCUUUGGAGGCUCGCCUCUGCAGGUGCUCUCGCCCUCUGCACUCAUGCUUGCCAACCUCCUCACGCUGCUCUCGCAGCUACUCUUCGUCUUCCUCAGCGGUGCAGGUGGGUGCUCGUGUGUGCAUGAUGGUUCUGAGGCGUUGGGAGUCUUUGCUCGCCUCGGCCGGCCAGCAGAGACAGUUCGGUGCUCUCGCUUCGUCACCCUUGCCACUCAGGCCGUGACCGGCCAUGGCACUGCGAAGAGAAGUUUCACCGUUUCUAUUUCCUCUUGCACGGUUUGCCCUGGUAGGGCUGAACUCUCACGAGCUGGUGAACGUAAAACUUGCGCUCUCCGUGCGCCUCUUCCUCCCCUCCCCCUCCGGGGAGGUGCACUGCUGUCUCCACAACCUGCAGCUGGUGUGAUCCGAGGGAUCAUCUCGGUUGAUACCUCCCUUUCUCCUGCACUGCACGGCCUCUCGUGGAGCGGGCUAGUCAUGCGCCCACUGCCCUACAUGCGCUUUGGCUUCAUGCUGCGGCACAUAGUGGACGAAUCCAGUCCUCUGCAUGGCCUCUCCCUCAACGACAUGCUGGCAGCAGAUGCAUCCUUCUCCCUCACCAUCUCCGGCCUUGAACGCACCACCAUGCAGCCAGUCUUUGUGGUCAAGUCACCCCUUUCCUCUACUGUUCUCCGCACUGUUCUCCGCACUGCACCCCUUUCUGCUGCUGUUCUCUGCACCCGUUUCCUCUGCUGUUCUCUGCACCCGUUUCCUCUGCUGUUCUCUGCACCCGUUUCCUCUCCUGUUCUCUGCACCCGUUUCCUCUCCUGUUCUCUGCACCCGUUUCCUCUGCUGUUCUCUGCGCCCGUUUCCUCUGCUGUUCUCUGCGCCCGUUUCACCUGCUCUUCUCUGCACCCCUUUCCUCUGCUGUUCUCCGCACCCUCUACUGAGUACUACGCCUACGAUGGGGAGGUGCUAUGGGAAUAUGAGUUCCUCGACCUCCUGCACAUCUCAUCCGAUCUCGUCCCCACUCUAGAUCACUCUCGAUUGGACGCUGUGACACCUGUCAGUACGCACAGCUGA
This is a messenger RNA of Closterium sp. NIES-65, 1182 nucleotides long. The record is from the annotation of a GenBank genome assembly. Lineage: Eukaryota; Viridiplantae; Streptophyta; Zygnematophyceae; Desmidiales; Closteriaceae.